This is a messenger RNA of Anopheles aquasalis, 710 nucleotides long. RefSeq lists its product as uncharacterized. Lineage: Eukaryota; Metazoa; Arthropoda; Insecta; Diptera; Culicidae. The record is from RefSeq and is a predicted model, not a curated record.
CAUAUUUUCCCCUUCUUCCUUCGUACCGCGUGUUUGCGGCCAUUUUUCGCCAUUUUUCCGGUAUUUUCUUGGCAACUUCUUUUUCCCUUUGCGUUCGCGUCCGUGCGUGCCUGUGUCCUGUGCCUCGGUGUGUGUGUGUGUGUUGGUGCCUAUUUGUGGGAAUAUGUGCGCCGUGUGACCGGCUGGUCGCGACCACGCAUAUCGCACCGCCAAACGCCAAUCGCUAAACGCCGGGUGCGCGCACGACGAUCUCUUCCGACUUCCGACCUUUACCCGGGCGGCAUUCCCUGCCCUUCCAUCCUUCUCGGACGCAGAGAGAAUACCAGCAAUCGCCACUCCACUCCACUCCACUGUAGGCAUCUCUAAUGGGUCACCGGCGAAAGCGAAACAACCACAAUCCACCAAGCAAUCAACAGCAGCAGCAGCAGCAGCAGCAGCAACAAGUAGAGAAUCAGACAGACAGCAGACAAGAAAACAAGCAGCUUACGAUGGCGGAUAACAGCGGAUGUCGCCGUACACAUUGUACGGAGGACGAUGCUCUGGAUGAGCUGCAAGAUACACAGCCACUGAUCCGAGCAGAUAAUCGAACGCACCUAGCUCGAACCCUGUUUUUUAUUUAUCUUCGCGCGCUUUUCCCGGUUCUGCGCACACAUCACAUCCCCACACACCACUACACGCCCGGAGCUGGUUCUGUCGGUGUUUGGUUCUAG